CUAACAGGGAUGCCAAAGGAAAAAUAUGAUCCUCCAGAUCCUCGCAGAAUAUAUACCAUCAUGUCAGCAGAAGAGGUAGCCAAUGGGAAAAAGUCCCAUUGGGCAGAGUUGGAAAUCUCGGGUAGAGUGCGCAAUUUAAGUACAUCACUUUGGUCACUAACACACUUGACUGCUCUCCACCUCAAUGACAACUAUUUGACUCGCAUUCCACCUGAUAUUGCCAAGCUUCAUAAUCUGGUUUACCUGGAUCUCUCAUCCAACAAACUCAGAAGUUUACCAGCAGAACUAGGAAACAUGGUAUCUCUCAGGGAAUUGCUUUUAAACAACAAUUUGUUACGAGUUUUGCCUUAUGAACUUGGACGGCUCUUCCAGCUACAAACACUAGGUUUGAAAGGCAACCCUUUAUCACAAGAUAUUCUCAGCCUGUACCAGGACCCAGAUGGGACGCGUAAAUUGUUGAACUACAUGCUUGACAAUCUAGCAGUUCAUCCAGAGCAGCUGCCUCCAAGGCCAUGGCUUACAUUAAAAGAGCGAGACCAAAUUCUGCCCUCAGCUUCAUUUACUGUCAUGUGCUACAAUGUAUUGUGUGAUAAAUACGCUACCCGACAGCUCUAUGGCUACUGUCCUUCCUGGGCUUUAAACUGGGAAUACAGAAAAAAGGGAAUCAUGGAAGAAAUUGUGAACUGGGAUGCAGAUAUCAUUAGUCUUCAGGAAGUAGAAACUGAGCAAUACUUCACCCUUUUUCUGCCAGCAUUAAAAGAGCGUGGAUAUGAUGGAUUUUUUUCUCCAAAGUCACGUGCCAAAAUCAUGUCUGAGCAGGAGCGAAAACAUGUGGAUGGUUGUGCAAUAUUCUUCAAAACAGAAAAGUUCACACUGGUGCAGAAGCACACAGUAGAGUUCAACCAAGUGGCAAUGGCCAACUCAGAAGGGUCAGAAGCUAUGCUGAAUCGAGUUAUGACAAAGGACAACAUAGGAGUUGCAGUUGUGUUAGAGGUGCACAAGGAACUAUUUGGGGCAGGUAUGAAACCACUUCAUACAAUGGACAGCCAGCUGCUUAUAAUAGCAAAUGCCCAUAUGCAUUGGGACCCUGAAUAUUCGGAUGUAAAGCUUGUCCAGACGAUGAUGUUUGUCUCUGAACUUAAAAGUAUCCUUGAGAAAGCCUCUGGUCGGCCUGGAAGCCCAACAGCAGACACAAAUUCCAUUCCUUUGGUGCUGUGUGCAGAUCUCAAUUCACUGCCUGAUUCAGGUGUUGUGGAAUACUUAAGCAAUGGAAUAGUGGCCGACAACCAUAAAGACUUCAAGGAGUUGCGUUAUAACGAGUGUCUCAUGAACUUCAGUGGCAGUGGAAAGAAUGGGGCUUCCGAAGGAAGAAUCACCCAUGGCUUCCAGCUCAAGAGCGCCUAUGAAAACAACUUGAUGCCUUAUACUAAUUACACUUUUGAUUUCAAGGGUGUAAUUGACUAUAUUUUUUAUUCCAACACUCACAUGAAUGUGCUUGGUGUCCUGGGGCCUUUGGAUCCUCACUGGCUGGUUGAGAACAACAUCACGGGGUGCCCCCACCCUCACAUCCCUUCCGACCACUUCUCACUGUUGACUCAGCUUGAGCUCCACCCUCCGUUUCUGCCUCCGGUCAACGGCAUCCAUUUGCCGAACAGGAGGUAGUGGAGCCCUGCUCCCUUCGAGGGCUGGGACCUGUUCAUUUGUUUAUGGACUUGUACAGUUGUAAAUCAAAGUCUGUAGGAGUGAAGUAUGGCCAACCUUUUAAAAGCUGCUGCUUCAUGCUCCUUUCAUUAUGUGUGUUGACAGUACAAUUUUGCACAUUUUUGGUGCAUAUUGGUACCAUUUGGCACUAGGGCUGGAACCAAAGUUGUUGUUUGUUCCCUUUUUCAGGUUUUUUUGUUUUGUUUUGAAGGUACAGAUGCAAAGUAUAUACAGACACACGUGAAGAAAACAUGGCAGGCUUUACAUGUUGCAACAGAAAGCUGCCUUAAUCAAUGGACAAAUCAGAAGGGAGAGAUUUGCUUAUAUGUAUACAUCCAUAGCGAGAGGUUUUGUAUUUUUUCAGUCCUAGCCAGAUGAGUCCUUCCACCUGCCCCCAACUCCCUUGCAUUUUUUAAAGUCCUCUGCACUAGACUAGACAACAUGUAUUGGCCCUGUUGGGAAUUGUGUAUCCUUGGAAAUAGCACUUACUGUUUUCAGAGUUUAUUCUCAGCACAGAUUUGUUCACCUCCCAUUUGAAAUAACAGACAGAGAUGCAAGACAUUAAUCUUCCUGCUGUUAAAAAAAAAGUUGCUACAAGAGAGACCUUUCCGUGAGCAUCUGAUUGCAUCUGGCACUAAGCCACCAGGGUGUUCUGCCCUGCACCACCUCCAUGCCUGAACUAUAAAAUGUUGCAUGCUCUAGUCUCAGAUUCAGUGAAUCACCUCCAUUACUCUAGGGGUAGGGAUGAGUCUGAACUUCUGGCUUGCAGCUGUAUUCUCUACCAGAAGAGUAAGAUAGCAUCAGUCUCUUACUUGAAGAAAGCCCAAAAUUAUGAAUUGGAUCACUUCAGAGAAACACAGAUAGCGGGACAGAUGACUGAGGGGGAGCCACAGUAAUUGGAGGGCGAUUUGGAAUGCUGAAUCCUGCAUUUAAAAUCAGUGACAAGAAUUCUUCUGCUAAAUGUCCACAAUAUACAAAUAUAUUCCAACUCAAACACACCUCUUCUUUUUACCCCUUGUAAAUUAUAAGCCCCUUCCUCUGUCCUUUUAAAGUAUUCGGUUAAGAAAGGCUGGGAGGAGUAAAGUGUGAGAUAGACGUUUAGCUUCAGCCUCCUUCCUGUAGUACAACCAAUUUUCUUUGGGUGCAAUUGUUGCAACAUGAAAGGGAGAAAAAUGUUAAUCUAUCCAUUCCCUCGGCAUUUUUUUUUCUUUUUUCCUAACCCUAGUCGCCAAAUAGCCAUCUCAUGCUUUUAAUUCUUUGUUGUUGGUUUGUUUGUUUUUUCUGUUUUCUAUCAAGUUGGGUUUUUUUUUUAAGGGAAACUGCUUGUUUGUUUCCAACUGUUAAUUUCUUUCUUUAAGAAAUGCUUAGGCAUCCUCGCGUGCGCGUGUGCUUCUGGUGGCCAUUUUAAAACCUUUGUUCUUCUGGAGGGUGGGAAAAUAUUUUUUUAAUGCCAUCUCUUUAAGAGAGAUGAGGCCAAUAUCCACUCAGGACAACUGCUAUUGUGGUGGGCUCGAACAGAAUAUUCCACUGCAGAGAGGGGAUUCAAAGCAAGCAAGAUGGUGGAUGUGGGGUCUUGAUCCAAGUCCCGCCCGUGUGUGGGCAUUGCAUGCACGCACAGAGGUGUGUGCUUGGAUAACAAUGCUACAUCUUCCAUCUUGCCUGUUUUGACCCCCCCCCCUCCUGCAGCUACUGCCUAGCCAUUCCAGGGAAAGAGAGGCACUUAACAGUAAGCCCUUAGUGGAUAGAGUCACACUUUACUUUUCCAACAGCAGCAACAAAGGCAAAAAGGACAUUUGUUUUAGGUUUUUGGUAUUUCUGCUUGCUGCUAUACAAGAUUCCUUGAGCUUAUAUUUUAAACUUUUCAUGCACUUUACUAUUUCUAGUCUGAAGAUGUGAUAUUUUUAAUAAAUGAGAAUUAUUUCCAUUAUGUGAAUGAAAAUUUUUAAAGGACCUAUAUUUGUCUCAUAAAUACACUUAAAAAAAGGACAAUAAAAAGAGUCAAAUAGUUAAUUUUAAAUCGUAAGGAACUGUCUGUUCCAUAAAGCAGCCUUUAAGGCAGGGUUCCUCAACC
This is a messenger RNA of Python bivittatus (Burmese python), 3772 nucleotides long. The record is from RefSeq and is a predicted model, not a curated record. NCBI's taxonomy places the organism in Eukaryota, Metazoa, Chordata, Lepidosauria, Squamata, Pythonidae.